Molecule: messenger RNA, 1470 nt
Organism: Penicillium waksmanii
Lineage: Eukaryota; Fungi; Ascomycota; Eurotiomycetes; Eurotiales; Aspergillaceae
Product: dienelactone hydrolase
Exons: 3
Coding region: 1-1470 (489 amino acids)
Biological process (GO): polyketide metabolic process
Source: RefSeq, a predicted model, not a curated record
AUGGUGAACGUCUUCCGGCGUCUAACCGGACGAGCGCCAAGCUCCAAUCCAAACACAACCCAAGAUGACCAGCAAUCUACAGCAGCAAAUAUUACUGGAUCAAGACCAAGAUCAGGCUCCCUUCCAGCUCAUUCCUCUUCUCACGGCCACAUACGUCGCUCGCUAAGCGUGAGCUCGAAUAAACGUCUCCGCCGCGCACCGGCCGAGGAACCCUCGCCCAGACACUUGAUUUUGAUAUCCGAUACCCCCGAGAUUGACGAGCGCAUUCUUCAUCGGUAUCAAGCUGAGGGAUUCGAUGUUUCGUAUCUGCCAUUCUUGUGCAGUGGGGAUCCGGAACGUGAUCGGAAACAUUUGGAUAAUGCGGUUCAUUUGAGGGAGGAUGAACUCGAGGCUGGGGAGAGGUAUGCUAUUGUUGCAUAUAACAGACCAGCAUACUACCUCCUCGCCUCCCACCACCUCGUCGCAAGCAAUACAAAUCCCUUCCCCCGCCUGGUCGCUUUAAUAGCCUACUACCCAUUAACAUCCACCGCGGCUCUCCCACACCACCCAUACAAUACAGAGGAUUGUGUCCCCGCUUGCUGUGAUACAUCGUCUAUUUUUGACCCGGGUCCGACAACAACAUACCUCCCCAUCCAAAUCCAUAUUCCCGGACCCAAAACAGACCCGGAGACAUUGUGGCCGUGGAUUACGAUUUCUUCAUCCGAGGGCGAUGUCACGUAUAAGAAGCGGCAUCGCUGCUACGUUUAUACGUACCCGGAUGCAGGGUUUCGAUUUGUGGAGCGCGAAUUCGCGACUGCGAGGAAGACGGGUGAUUCUGGAUCUGGGUCCAAUGCUGUUAUCAAGGGCCAUAAUGUUACGGAGGAGGAUACGGUUUGUGAAGGUUUGGCGUGGAGUCGGGCGUUGGCUUGUUUGAGGCGCGCUUUUGAGGUUGGGGGCAAUUGGGCUGUUGUUGAUAUUGAGACGGUUUGGGAGAGGUAUUGGGCGCUUUUGUUGGAGGAGAUGGGGAGGAAAGAGGGGCGUGUCAGUGAUGGUGGGUGUUCUGCGGAUGCGCUGAGUGAGGCGAUUUUGGAGUUGAUUUCUGCUGGGGAUGCGGAGGGUCAUGAGGGUGAGGCUGGUGUGGAGUGUAUUCCUACGAAGGCUGGUGGAUCCGGGGUGAAUUCUUUGAGGUCUUUCUUUUCGCAUGCCUUUCUUCCUGCUGGUCCAGUCAACCAACAUCUUCGUCUGUUGUCGCGGACUGUCGGUGCAGAUCGCAUUGUGGAUGAAAUAUCUUUUUCUUUCUCGCAUACAGCAGAAUUACCGUGGCUACUGCCUGGUGUCCAGCCUACGAAUCGCGAUAUUAAGGUGACAAUCGUUGUUGUGGCAAGCUUUUGCGCGGAUAAGAUUGUUCACCAAAGCUUGUAUUGGGACCAGGCGGACGUGCUGGUGCAAGCCGGGAUACUAGAUCCAACACUAGUACCGCAGAGUAGGUAA